Molecule: messenger RNA, 1482 nt
Organism: Dentiscutata heterogama
Lineage: Eukaryota; Fungi; Glomeromycota; Glomeromycetes; Diversisporales; Gigasporaceae
Source: the annotation of a GenBank genome assembly
AUGGAUGGCCAAACAACAUCACUUCUAUGUACUCGAGAACGUGUUCGUCACAGGAUGCGGCAGCAAUUCACAGGCUAUAAAAAAGAUCUACCUUUCGCAUAUUCAAAUGAAGAAAAAAUUACCUUACCAAACGGAAGGAUUUCCAAUGUUUAUACUGGUCUCUUUAUCAACAACGAGUUCGUUGAUUCUGUCGAUCGUAAAGUGUUUGAAACCAUCAAUCCUGCAACAGGAAAAGUGAUUACUUCAGAACGUGGAAGGUUGCUCAAUAAACUCGCAGAUCUGAUGGAACGUGAUCUUGAGGAAUUAGCCGCACUUGAAACCUUAGAUAAUGGGAAACCUUUUCAUUCUGCAAAAACCUAUGACCUUCCAAGUGCAAUUUCGUGUUAUAGGUAUUUUGCUGGAUGGUGCGACAAGAUCCAUGGCAAGGUUAUCGAGACACAACAUGAUAAAUUUUGCUAUACCCGUCGUGAACCUUUUGGUGUUUGUGGUGCAAUUAUUCCUUGGAAUUACCCCCUCGAAAUGCAGGCGUGGAAAAUGGCACCAGCUUUAGCAUGCGGAAAUACCAUUGUACUUAAACCAUCUGAACUAACUCCUUUGACUGCCUUAAAAGUUGCCGCGUUAUGUAAAGAAGCUGGUUUUCCGAAGGGUGUCGUGAAUGUCCUGUCAGGUUUUGGUCCUAUCGCCGGUGCUGCUAUUGCUUCUCAUAUGAAAAUCAAUAAAAUAUCUUUUACUGGUUCGACCGCUGUAGGAAAGUCUAUAUUAAAAGCUUCUGCUGAUAGUAACUUGAAAAAAGUUUCUUUAGAAUUGGGCGGAAAAUCUCCAAAUAUUAUAUUCGCUGAUUCUGAUCUUGAUCAAGCUGUCAAAUGGGCUCAUAUGGGUAUCUUCUACGAUAGUGGUCAAUGCUGUUGCGCUGGCUCUCGUGUUUAUGUUGAAGAUUCUAUUUAUGAUAAAUUCAUUAAUAAAUUCAAAGAACAUGCUUUGAAUAUUAAAAUUGGGGAUCCUUUUCAUAAAGAUACUUAUCAAGGUCCUCAAAUUUCUCUGCAACAAUUUAACAAAAUUAUGUCCUAUAUUGAAACCGGUAAAAAAGAAGGUGCUACUUUACUGAUGGGUGGUGAACGACACGGUGAUCAAGGUUAUUUUAUCAAACCAACUAUUUUCACCAAUGUGAACGAAGAAAUGAAGAUAAUGCAGGAAGAAAUAUUUGGUCCUGUCGUAUCUGUCUCAAAAUUUAAAACUAUUGAGGAAGUUAUCAAAAAGGCUCACCUAACCAAAUAUGGCUUGGCUGCUGCUGUGUUUACUAAAGAUAUCACUCGUGCAAUAAAAAUCUCAAAUGAGUUGAAAGCUGGCACAGUAUGGGUUGAUGCCAAUACUCCAUUUGGUGGUUAUAAAGAAUCCGGUAUCGGUCGAGAACUUGGAAAAUACGCGUUAGAUCAAUAUACUCAAGUGAAAACUGUUCAAAUUAAUCUUGGAAUUCAAAUGUGA